This is a messenger RNA of Ogataea philodendri, 855 nucleotides long. RefSeq lists its product as uncharacterized. The record is from RefSeq and is a predicted model, not a curated record. Bases 1 to 855 code for a protein of 284 amino acids. NCBI's taxonomy places the organism in Eukaryota, Fungi, Ascomycota, Pichiomycetes, Pichiales, Pichiaceae. The transcript has a single exon.
AUGAUUGAUGUACCAAACAGCCUCGGCAAUGUACUGUUUCUUGGUGUCUGCAUUCCAGCCGUAUUCGUUACUCAUAACGUCAGCAACUUCGUCAACACAGGCCAGGGCUGUUUUGGAGUCCAGGAAGGCCAAUCUGCACCGUCUGGCCAAGAAGUCCAGGGGUCUUCUGGCGUACUCGUAUCUCAUGGCAUAUUUGAGCUCUCCGAUGGUGAACGGAUGGUCAAAAGUGGCAUAAGUUGGGUGGUCACCCAAACCGAGCGGCUUGGCAUUUUCUGGGUCCUUGAACAGGUCGAUGAUAACUGGAGCACGGUCUCCGUAGUUAUGGGCCAGAUGGGUGGCCAGUUUAUCGGUCAAUCUGUAGUGUUGAGCCAAUCUGGCAGCCAGAGAGAUCUCGUAGUUCUCUGCACCAACGAUUUUGAAGUCUUUGGUGGAACAUGGCUUUGGGUUCUUGGCUUGCAACUCAGGAGUGCUGUUGAUGGUCUCGGUGACAACUUCCUGAGCCAUUUCUCUAUAAGUGGUCCAUUUACCUCCGGAGAUGGUGAUCAGGCCGUUUGGAGACUUGAAGAUCAAGUGGCUUCUAACAAGUCCUUGAGUGGACUUCAUGUUCUCGCUAGUGACCGUGGUUGGGUCUCUGACCAAAGGUCUGACACCACACCAGGCACUCAAGACGUCUUCUCUCUUGACCUCGAAUUUAACAUAGUGUUGCAACUCUUUCAGAAUGUCGUUGAUCUCAAACUCCGAAGCAACAGGGUUCUCUGGAACUCUAUCCAAAGGAACGUCGGUGGUUCCAGCAAGAACCUUGCCCUGCCAUGGAAGGAAGAACAUGACUCUACCGUCAGAGGUAGAAGCAUCUAA